Molecule: messenger RNA, 441 nt
Organism: Telopea speciosissima
Lineage: Eukaryota; Viridiplantae; Streptophyta; Magnoliopsida; Proteales; Proteaceae
Product: FCS-Like Zinc finger 5-like
Exons: 4
Coding region: 1-441 (146 amino acids)
Source: RefSeq, a predicted model, not a curated record
AUGUUGUUGGGGAAGAGGCCUCGUCCUCAGAUAAGGAGAACGACAAGCUUGACGGAAUGCAAUAUGGAUCUAAACAACCCAGAAGAAGCUCCGACAACCUCUGAUUCUAUGGUUCAGAACGCCAUGAAAGAGCGUGGAUUUGGGUCAGAUGGGUUCGAUUACCGGCUUAUGGCCGCUACUAUCUCUCCCAGAACAACCCAUAAGAGGAAUUCCAACAAUUUCAUUGAAACACCUCACUUCUUAAGAGCUUGUAACCUCUGCAAGCGCUGCCUUGGCCCUGUCCAUGACAUCUACAUGUACAGAGGAGAUAGCGCAUUUUGCAGUUUAGAAUGUCGACAGCAGCAGAUUAACCUAGACGAACGCAAGGAGAAGUGUGCAUUGGCUUCGAAGAAAGAUGCAUCGACUACCGCUGGAUCAAAAUCCUCCAUCCUCCCCUUCUAA